Messenger RNA from Gossypium raimondii (Peruvian cotton), 2280 nucleotides. RefSeq names its product auxin transporter-like protein 2. Gene Ontology annotation, cellular component: plasma membrane. The transcript has 8 exons. Bases 570 to 1988 code for a protein of 472 amino acids. NCBI's taxonomy places the organism in Eukaryota, Viridiplantae, Streptophyta, Magnoliopsida, Malvales, Malvaceae. The record is from RefSeq and is a predicted model, not a curated record.
UUUUAUUUCUUUCUUUUUUUAGGAUGAAGUGUUCUUUUUUUAGGAUGAAGUGAUUAUAGAGAUUCUUCAACUCUUUCCUUGUAAAGCUUCAUGGGUUGUAGAUUAUAUAUUCCACACUCAAAGACAAUGAAACAGUAUGUUAAAAGAUCUUCCUGCCACUUUUCUCGGUCAUACAACAAUGAAAUCGACUAAACAUAUGUUCUAAACACGGGAAGAAAGAAAGCUAAGCCUUCUCUUUUUUUUUUUCUGGUUUCCUAGUAAGUAGCUGUGGCACCCAUUUAUUUUCACUUUUCUCAGGUGCUGUUUUUCUCUGACAGAUAUCAUUUCUCAUUUCUCAAAGCAAAAAAAGAAAAAAAGAAAAAAAAGAGAAACCCUUUUUUCAAUGGUGGGAAAGUUUGGUUUUUUAAGUGUGAAAAAGAGAUUAUAUUUGAUACUGCAGCUUUAAAGUUCAACCCUUUGAGGUUAAAAAGAAAGAGUCCUUUUUUGUGAAUUACAAGUUUCUUAACCUAUAAACUUGUAAAACCCUCCUUUGAAACAAAAGUGAAGAUUUUUUUUAUCUUUAGAGAAAAAUGUCAGAAGAGAAACAGGUAGAGGAAGCCAUUGUUGGGAGCUUCAAUGAACCAACUGAUCAACACGAGGAGAAAGAUGGAAGCCGUUCCGUUUUCAGUGUUAAGAACCUCCUUUGGCAUGGUGGUUCAGUUUAUGAUGCUUGGUUUAGUUGUGCUUCAAAUCAGGUGGCUCAAGUUCUACUAACAUUACCAUAUUCAUUCUCUCAAAUGGGAAUGCUUUCAGGGAUUAUUCUGCAAAUUUUUUAUGGUGUUCUUGGAAGUUGGACUGCUUACCUCGUUAGUGUUCUUUAUAUUGAAUACAGAAGCAGAAAAGAGAAAGAGAAUGUCAGCUUCAAGAACCAUGUCAUACAGUGGUUUGAAGUGUUGGAUGGUCUAUUAGGACCUUAUUGGAAAGCUGUAGGAUUAGCUUUUAACUGCACUUUUCUUCUCUUUGGAACUGUCAUUCAACUUAUAGCCUGUGCCAGUAACAUAUAUUACAUAAAUGACAAAUUAGACAAGAGGACAUGGACAUAUAUCUUUGGAGCUUGUUGUGCCACUACAGUGUUCAUCCCUUCCUUUCAUAACUAUAGAAUCUGGUCUUUUCUUGGUCUUGGAAUGACCACUUACACUGCUUGGUAUUUAACCAUUGCAUCACUUAUCCAUGGCCAGGUAGAAGGUGUAACUCACCAAGGACCAACAAAAUUGGUAUUGUAUUUCACUGGUGCCACCAAUAUACUUUAUACUUUCGGUGGACAUGCUGUCACUGUGGAAAUUAUGCAUGCUAUGUGGAAGCCUCAAAAAUUCAAGUACAUAUAUCUAUUGGCAACCCUAUAUGUGUUUACCUUAACGAUCCCAUCUGCUACUGUUGUCUACUGGGCUUUCGGUGAUCAACUACUUGAUCAUUCCAAUGCCUUCUCGCUCCUUCCACGCUCUAUGUGGCGUGAUGCUGCGGUUGUCCUAAUGUUAAUUCACCAGUUUAUUACAUUCGGGUUUGCAUGUACGCCAUUGUACUUUGUCUGGGAGAAAGUGGUGGGGAUUCAUGACACGAAGAGCAUAUGUUUGAGGGCGGCAUGCCGGUUACCUGUGGUGAUACCAAUAUGGUUCUUGGCUAUCAUAUUUCCUUUCUUCGGUCCCAUCAACUCGGCUGUAGGAUCUCUUUUGGUUAGCUUCACUGUCUACAUCAUCCCUGCUUUGGCUCAUAUGCUCACUUAUAAAUCGGCCUCUGCUCGACAGAAUGCAGCCGAGAAGCCUCCUUUCUUCCUCCCAAGCUGGACAGCGGUUUAUGCGGUGAACGCUUUUAUUGUGAUUUGGGUCUUCAUAGUUGGCUUCGGAUUAGGAGGUUGGGCUAGCAUGACAAAUUUCAUCAAGCAAGUCGACACAUUCGGACUCUUUGCCAAGUGCUACCAGUGCCCACCUACACCCUCCUCGAAACAUCACUGAACUAAAACUCGGAUUCAGACCUAAAACAUCUUCCCUUUUCAUUUUAAUUCCAACCAUAGAUCGUUAUAACAUCGUGGGGUUUGCUCUACUUUCUGCUCUCUGGUUCUGCCUGUCAUUACAAAUAAUUAGUGAUUAUGAAUGGUUGUAAUUACAAGUAAGAUUUUCUUGGCUGAUAUUUGUUCAAACAUUGGCUUAGCUUUUUUUUCACUCUUGAAACCCAAUUUGCAUGUGAGUUCAAAUCAAUCCAAAUCAUAUAAUUACAAUUUAUAAUAUUUUCUUCUUUUUAUUGUAA